This is a messenger RNA of Durusdinium trenchii, 930 nucleotides long. NCBI's taxonomy places the organism in Eukaryota, Dinophyceae, Suessiales, Symbiodiniaceae. The record is from the annotation of a GenBank genome assembly.
AUGCCUUGGCCGGAAAGCCUCCGGUCUUUACUGGUUGGUCGUUGCUUUAGCCAGAAUUGGUCGUCAGUGGCUUUGCCCAGCAGCCUUCAAAGUCUAACAGUUGAUUCUCUCUUCAACCAGAGCUUUGAAGAAAUGGCCUGGCCGAGCAACCUUCAGCACUUGGCUUUUGGAUUUGAUUUAGGCCAGAGUUUCGAUGGAGCAGCUUUGCCGGACAGCCUGGAGAGCUUGGUGUUUGCGCAAUUCUUCAACAAGAGCUUGGCAGGAUUUAAGUGGCCAAGCUGCUUGCAGAGUCUGAAGCUGGGAGAUGGAUUCAACCAGAGCUUGGCGGAAGUGGCGCUGCCUCGGAGCCUGAAGAGGCUGAGCUUCGGAAAUGGCUUCAACCAGCCUUUGGUCGGUGUGACUUUCCCUCCGAGGCUGGAGUGCUUGACAUUUGCCACCGGCUUCAACCAGAGCUUGCGAGGAGUGCAGUUCCCCGAUGGCCUCAAGAGUGUGACUUUUGGCCACAGCUUUGAUCAAUGGCUGGCAGAUGCGGCAUGGCCGAGUGGCCUCGAACGAUUGUGCCUUGGAGACAACUUUAACCAGAGCCUGGUCGCAGUGUCCUGGCCGCCGAGCUUGGAGAGUCUCACGUUCGGGCACAGCUUCAAUCAGAGAUUGGUGGAGGCGAAGUGGCAUGUGGAUUGGCCAAGCGGGCUUAAGAGUCUGGCUUUUGGGAACAGCUUCAAUCAGAGCUUGGCCGGCGUGAUUUGGCCUAGUGGUCUGCAGAUUUUGGCAUUUGGCCAUAGCUUUCAGCAGAGCUUGGACGGUGUAGCUUUGCCUAGCAGUCUUCAGACUUUGACAUUAGGUGGAGAAUUCAACUCUGAUUUAGCUGGAGUGUCUUUGCCCAACCUUCGAAGGCUCGCUUGGGCGGAUCUGGUCUUGAGCACAGAGUAG